This is a messenger RNA of Pocillopora verrucosa, 536 nucleotides long. NCBI's taxonomy places the organism in Eukaryota, Metazoa, Cnidaria, Anthozoa, Scleractinia, Pocilloporidae. The record is from RefSeq and is a predicted model, not a curated record.
UUGGACAAUUUGCAUCCAGAUUUGAAGGUCUAUCCCUCUCGCUGUCAGUUUGAAAGACAAUGAUGACUUUGACCCGAAAACCGACACAAACUAUCUGCCUGGGUAUGUUAGUUUUUGUUAUCAGCGGAACAUGGGGAUAUCGCUCGGGACUUGAAGUUAUUAAUGUGACAUUCUGUGGAAAGUACGAUAAGCCUCCAACGUUUAAAGCUUCUCCAUGGCCUUUCUUUCCUACUGGAGUUCAUUAUAAUUUCAAUGUAACAUUUGCAUCUGCAGUAGAUGUUCUUGAAGCAUCCAUGCAAUGCGAAGUGGUCUACAACGGCAAGGUUAUUUUUUGGAAAAGAUUCGACAGUGUAUGCCAUGCGUUCCCAUACUUGUGCAGCUUACCUGCUGGUGAAACCAUAGUGUUGGCUGCAUCUGGAGAAUUGCCCGUAAUUCCUCGAUAUUUAAAGAAUCGAACCGGUACGGGGAAAAUUCAACUUUUCAAUGGAGAGGAUAUCAUGUUUCUCUGUGCUGAGAUUGAGGGCAAGAUAUGGUAA